GAAAAACAAUACGGAAUGGCUUCAGCAUCGAGUACAAGUGCACGCAGUUUAUUUGUUGAUUCAAAAAUGCGAUUAGCAGAUAGAGUUCAAGUUAAUGUCAAUAAUAUUGCGUCGCUUGCAAGACAGAUUCAAAGGGGUUCAAAAAGCAGUGAAAUUCUAAUGCAUGCUGCAAAAAGUUUUGCGCAACAAGAACAUGGAUUAGAGAUGGCAGAAACAAACUUGAAAAAACUUGCACUUAUUGUAACCCAUUUGGAAUAUCAAAUGGAGUCAAUAGAUAGAAGUUCUGUGUUACUGGAAGAAGUUACCGAACAAGUUCGAGCAAUGCAACGUUAAAAAUUUGUCACAUUGAUAAUUUUUAAUUUAAUAAUACUGUAACAUUUCUUUAAUAAUUUAUUUUUUAACAUUUUAAUGUCAAA
Vespa crabro (European hornet) is the source of this 416-nucleotide messenger RNA. RefSeq names its product BLOC-1-related complex subunit 7 (gene BORCS7). Lineage: Eukaryota; Metazoa; Arthropoda; Insecta; Hymenoptera; Vespidae. Gene Ontology annotation, cellular component: BORC complex. Bases 16 to 333 code for a protein of 105 amino acids. The transcript has 2 exons. The record is from RefSeq and is a predicted model, not a curated record.